AUGGAACACGCCCCUAAUCCAAUCCUGCUCCAAAAAGGAGACUCUUCUCGCACGCCGCUCUUCCUGCUCCACGAUGCCGGCGGCACGGUAUUCAACUACUACAAGCUCGGCAACAUAGGCAGACCCAUCUACGCGAUCUCAAAUCCGUGGAUCAAAGCAGAGACAAAAUGGGAGGGCGGAGCAAUGCGGUUCGUACAUGAGUAUAUCAAGUUGAUCAAGAGCGUGGUGCCGUCGGGGGAGAUUCUAGUCGGAGGUAGGUCCAUGUCUCACUGA
This is a messenger RNA of Aspergillus melleus, 273 nucleotides long. RefSeq names its product thioesterase domain-containing protein. The transcript has a single exon. The record is from RefSeq and is a predicted model, not a curated record. Lineage: Eukaryota; Fungi; Ascomycota; Eurotiomycetes; Eurotiales; Aspergillaceae. The coding region runs from base 1 to 273 and encodes 90 amino acids.